CAAAUUGGUAGCUUAUUUCCAUUUUCAACGAACAUAACGAUUAACGAUUCGCAUUUGUCUUUCUACAUAUCCCAAAUCUAGCAAGGCCAAUAUUAGAACUUUCAAGAUGGAGUUUGGAAACACAGGAAUGUUGAACGAAGGUAUUGGGCAUCCAACUCAGCUCUCAAUAAAGUUGAAACUAACCGGGAGCUUUCUAAAGAUGGCAUUCAUGUCGAUAUGGAUCGUUUGAAGAAGGGCGAAGUCAAGUAAGACCCUUUGUCCUUGAUUUUGAGCUUUACUAAUAUCAUAUGAUAGCUUAGGAACCUCUAUGUAUGAAACCUUGAGACCACGAUAGCAACAAUAAUCGAUCAAGAGUAGCAUUGACAUUCAUUGUAGUAUGGCCAUAAACUUUAAGGAUGGUGUCAUUCUGGGUCAGUUCUCUUGAAACACAAUCUGCGGGGUAUAACAAAUAUUGAUGGGUGGAUUGAACAGGUGCGGAUAGUAGAACAACAACCGGAGCAUAUAUCGCCAAUCGAGUUACGGACAAGCUCACCCAAGUUCAUGACACAAUCUGGUGUUGUAGAUCAGGGUCUGCAGCUGAUACUCAAGCUGUUGCGGAUAUUGUUCAUUACCAGUUGGGAAUGUAUGGAGUUUUGAAUGGGAAAACACCAACUACACAAACGGCUGCAGCUAUGUUCCAGGAACUCUGCUAUGAUAACAAGGAUCAACUGAGGUAUGAAUAGAGUUCAACGCGGUUUUCUCAUUCUAAUUCGAGAUUAGUGCCGGUUUGAUUAUUGCUGGUUGGGAUGAACGACACGGAGGUCAAGUUUACUCAAUACCAUUAGGAGGAUCAUUACACAAGCAAUCUUAUGCUAUUGGAGGGUCCGGUUCGACAUAUAUCUACGGAUACUGUGAUGCGAACUGGAAGGAGGGCAUGGAAGAGGCUGAUGCUGUUGAUUUUGUCAAGGGCGCAUUGCAGGAGGCUAUUAAAUGGGAUGGGAGUUCCGGAGGUGUCAUCAGAAUGGUGGUUCUGACGGCUAAGGGAGCAAACAGGCAUCUAUAUCUUCCAGACACGAAUUAUACUGUUCGUCAUCAAUAAGAUGAUGAAUGAAUGUACGAAUAGAACCCGACAAUAAUACCACGGAGUUUACGCAAUGGAUUAAUUUGCAGGGUUUCAUGGCGGUCAAUGAGAGGA
Messenger RNA from Sclerotinia trifoliorum, 1174 nucleotides. Lineage: Eukaryota; Fungi; Ascomycota; Leotiomycetes; Helotiales; Sclerotiniaceae. The record is from the annotation of a GenBank genome assembly.